AUGACCGACUCUGAGGUCCAGGGAUUUGUGGCUUUAGACUACGUAGUCUUUGUCUCGAUCCUACUCAUAUCCAUAGGAAUCGGCGUUUACCAGGCAUGCUGCAAACCGAAACAGGACACCAUCAAGCAAUAUAUACUGGCGGACAGGAAGUUGAACAUCCUACCAGUGGCAAUGUCGAUGACAGUCUCCUUUCAGUCAUCUAUCAUGCUGCUCGGCAACCCAGCAGAGAUGUAUGUGUAUGGUGUUCCCUUCAUGUGGCAGGCCAUUGGACUGGUACUCUCCAAUCUGUUCGCCCUGUGUUCCAUCAUUCCACUCAUCCAUCCCCUCAAAAUCACCAGUGUGUACGAGGGCUAG
This is a messenger RNA of Pecten maximus, 354 nucleotides long. Its product is annotated as sodium-coupled monocarboxylate transporter 1-like. Lineage: Eukaryota; Metazoa; Mollusca; Bivalvia; Pectinida; Pectinidae. The transcript has 2 exons. Gene Ontology annotation, molecular function: symporter activity. Bases 1 to 354 code for a protein of 117 amino acids. Gene Ontology annotation, biological process: transmembrane transport; sodium ion transport. The record is from RefSeq and is a predicted model, not a curated record. Gene Ontology annotation, cellular component: membrane.